UUGCUCCCAGGGAUGUCUGGCAGCAGCUACUCUUACAUGUGGUGUACUACUGGGGCUUUUCAACUUUUGAACAAUGGAUGAAAGGGAGAUGCCUUCAUCUUUUCAGGUGCAUCUGUUCAGUGUUAAACAAUGAAAGUUCCAGUCCUUGUUCCUCUGAUGGGUCUCUACAGUGCUUCAUUGUGUCAAGAAGUUUAUUUUAGGAUUUGAAGUGCUGGAAAUACUGUAUACAUGGCAAAGAACAUAAAGUUUCUUCAGGCAUUUUUAAUGUUGUUGCUUCGUGAUUACAUAUCAGCUGAAGAUGGUGAUGCAAGAUCAAGUUGUCGAACUGCCCCAACAGAUCUAGUGUUCAUAUUGGAUGGCUCCUGGAGUGUUGGCCCAGAAAACUUCGAAAUAGUCAAAAGGUGGCUUGUCAAUAUUACAAGUAACUUUGACAUUGGACCAAAGUUCAUUCAAGUUGGAGUAGUUCAGUACAGUGAUUAUCCUGUGCUUGAAAUCCCACUUGGGUCUCAUGAUUCAAAUGAAAACCUAGUCAGAGGAAUGGAAUACAUACAGUACUUGGGUGGAAAUACAAGAACAGGGAAAGCCAUUCAGUUUGCAAUCGAUCACCUAUUUGCCAAAUCCGCAAGGUUCCUUACAAAAAUCGCAGUAGUACUCACCGACGGAAAGUCACAAGAUGACGUCAAAGAAGUGGCAGCUGAAGCAAGAAAAAACAAGAUCACUCUGUUUGCCAUUGGAGUUGGGUCAGAAACUGAAGAGGAUGAACUAAGAGCCAUUGCCAACAAGCCCUCAUCAACAUAUGUGUUCUAUGUUGAAGAUUAUAUUGCAAUAUCCAGAAUAAGAGAAGUCAUAAAGCAGAAACUCUGUGAAGAAUCAGUUUGCCCAACAAGAAUUCCUGUGGCAUCACGAGAUGAAAAAGGAUUUGAUAUACUUCUAGGUUUAGGUGUGAAGAAAAAGGUGAAAAAGAGAAUCCAGAUUCCAUCUACCAGUGCAAAAGCUUAUGAAAUAACCUCGCGUAUUGACUUGUCAGAAUUGACAAGGAAUGUCUUUCCAGAAGGCCUUCCUCCAUCAUAUGUGUUUGUAUCCACUCAGAGGUUUAAAGUCAGAAAAACAUGGGAUUUGUGGAGGAUUUUAAGCCUGGAUGGAAGGCCACAAAUAGCUGUUACUGUAAAUGGAGAAGACAGAACGCUGUCAUUUACUACAACAAGCCUAGUAAAUGAUACACAGGUUGUUACCUUUACUGCACCCCGUGUGAAGACAUUGUUUGAUGAAGGCUGGCAUCAAAUCCGUCUCUUAGUAACAGAAGCAGAUGUUACGUUGUAUAUAGAUGACCAAGAAACUGAAAUAAAGCCAUUGCGUCCUGUUUUAGGGAUCUAUAUCAGUGGAGUAACUCAAAUUGGAAAAUAUUCUGGGAAAGAGGAGACUGUACAGUUUGAUGUCCAAAAGCUAAGGAUCUACUGUGACCCAGAACAAAAUAACCGAGAAACAGCCUGUGAGAUCCCUGGAUUUAAUGGAGAGUGCAUGAAUGGACCAAGUGAUGUAGGAUCUACACCACCUCCUUGUAUAUGCCCUCCAGGAAAACAAGGACCACCAGGUCCCAAAGGGGACCCUGGACAACCUGGGAAUCAUGGCUAUCCUGGAGAACCUGGUCGAGAUGGUAAGCCUGGCUACCAAGGAGUAACAGGGACUCCAGGGAUUCCAGGAUCCCCAGGGAUUCAAGGGCCACGAGGCCUUCCAGGUGUGAAAGGUGAAGUUGGGUCAGAUGGGGCAAAGGGUGAACGUGGACUUCCAGGUUUCCCUGGAUUGCAUGGGAUGCCGGCAUCUAAGGGUGACAGAGGACCUAAAGGAGACCAAGGGCUACCAGGAAUUUAUGGGAAAAAGGGUGCAAAAGGAGAAAGGGGUACAGCAGGGUUUCCAGGAAUGCCUGGGAGGCCUGGAAAUCCCGGGAGCAGCGGGAAAGAUGGCAUACCUGGAAAUCCAGGUUUUAAGGGAGAAGCCGGACAACCAGGUUCUGCAGGACUAGAAGGAAGACGGGGAGAGCCUGGAAUGCCUGGGAUCCCUGGAGUUCAAGGAAUAAAGGGAGAAAAGGGUGAAAUUGGACCACCAGGAAAUGAAGGAACAAAAGGAUCACCAGGGACACCUGGUCUUCCUGGACCUGAAGGAUCAUUGGGUUUACCUGGAGGGCCUGGGCCGAAGGGCGCCAAGGGUGAACAAGGGCCGCAAGGGAAAUCAGGAGUGCCAGGUAUUAAGGGAGAACAAGGGAGACCAGGUACUUCAGGUGAACCAGGCUAUCCCGGGAUACCUGGCACACGGGGUUUGAAGGGAGAUAAAGGAAACAUUGGGGAAAGAGGCAUCCAGGGUCAGAAGGGAGAAAGUGGCAGAUCAGGUACUGCAGGCCAGAAGGGCGACACAGGAUUAACUGGAGCUGAAGGACAGAAAGGCGAGAAAGGAGAUCCUGGUAUAAGUGGCUUCACUGGGCAGAAGGGAGAACCAGGAGUUACUGGUUUGAUUGGCCCACCAGGCCCAAGAGGAGGACAAGGAGAGAGGGGAUCUCCAGGAACUCCAGGGGCAGAUGGAAAACCUGGAAGAGGCUUUUCUGAAGAAUUUAUUCGGCAAGUUUGUGCAGACGUGCUGAGAACCCAGUUGCCUACAAUACUUCAGAAUGGGAGGCUACAACACUGUGAUCAUUGCCAGUCUCGUGGCACGUCCCCAGGGCCUCCUGGUCCACCAGGCCCACCUGGCCAAGAAGGUCCUCGAGGAUUUCCUGGCUUGCCAGGAAAUGAUGGUGUUCCGGGCCUGACAGGAGCUCCUGGGCGUCAUGGAUCUCGUGGACCAAAAGGACUACCAGGAAAAAAUGGAGCUAAAGGAAGCCAAGGAGUUGGGGUCCCUGGGAUGCAAGGACCUCCGGGACCUCCAGGUCCUGAAGGUCCGCCUGGGAUAAGUAAAGAAGGAUAUCGUGGAGAACCUGGGAAGCCAGGUAAAGAUGGAGACCGUGGAAAUCCUGGAAAUCCUGGACAAACUGGACCGCCUGGCAUCUGUGACCCGUCUUUAUGCUUUAGUGUAAUUGUAGGAAGAGAUCCAUUUAGAAAAGGACCAAACUAUUAAUUUGGGGUGUGUUAGUGGCAGACUAGACCUGGUGCUUGUCUUCAACGAUCUUUCAAGUCUCAGGAAGAUGACUGGCAAUAAUCCUCUUUCCCAGAAACUAAAGUACCUCUGAUGUGUAAUGUAAUAUGGUAAAAUAUUCCAUAUUAAAUUUAAGACUCUAAAUAUGUGUUGGGCCUAUGGGCUGAUCAAAUAACAUGCUCCCCCCAUCCCGUUAAGCUUAGUUAUCACUGUACAUUUAAAAACAAUGAAACCACAUAGUUGUCUUUUAUUUAAAUCCCAUUGCUAUCAGUCAUGACUAACUUUAUCAGGAUUGGAGAGUGAAUUUUAACUGAAUGAUACUGUUGAAGUCCAUUGGCAACACUGCUGGAAGCCAGAUUGGGUCCUCGAUGCUUCGUGAUCAGCUGUAUACCACUGUGAAGUAUUUUUUAUCCAGCCAAAUAUGCAGCAUCUGAAUUUUAAUGGAACAUGGCUGGUUUUUAUUUCAUAUGUUUGUCGAUUUCAUCCAUUUGUUUAUGUUUCAUAUUUUUCUGGUUAACAGUUUUCUUUUGAAUCCAAGUCUUUUUUAAUAUAUAAAAACAAACAAACCCUCACGUUGUUCUCAAAACAACCAUGCAACUAUCUAAUUAUACAUUUCCAUCUACAAGUAAAGAAACUUCUAGAGGCACCUUAAAAAACUUAAAAAUGCAUUUUUUUUAUAUAAAAAGGUUUCUAAUUAUAUUCUGGCCAAGAUUUUUUUUUUAUCAUACUGUUGCACAACCAAGCUUAACCAUAUUUAA
This is a messenger RNA of Lacerta agilis (Sand lizard), 3878 nucleotides long. It is a transcript of the gene COL21A1, whose product is annotated as collagen type XXI alpha 1 chain. The record is from RefSeq and is a predicted model, not a curated record. The transcript has 31 exons. The coding region runs from base 229 to 3102 and encodes 957 amino acids. Lineage: Eukaryota; Metazoa; Chordata; Lepidosauria; Squamata; Lacertidae.